This is a messenger RNA of Sclerotinia borealis F-4128, 888 nucleotides long. The record is from the annotation of a GenBank genome assembly. NCBI's taxonomy places the organism in Eukaryota, Fungi, Ascomycota, Leotiomycetes, Helotiales, Sclerotiniaceae.
AUGAAUCGCUACCAUGGCAUCAAUAGAGCAGCCACUAUUGGGGGCCCUUCGAAGGCAUCUGCUUCGACCAUGUGUCAAAAGUGUCUCAAGAAAGAUAUCUAUGAAUGUAAAGCAAAUGCGCAGGAACGUCCAUAUGUUUCCCGACCCUCUCGAACGCAACAACUCGCCAAUCCUAAACUUAUUCCAAAACUGACAAGUGAUAUACCACAGGAUCUUUUAAAGAAGAAGGGUAUCGCGGAUGAGCAACUUGCGAAACUGGAGAAGGAAAGGGGACGCAAACGUGAGAGACAGAGUGAGGACAUGGAUAUGGGAGCUGCCAAGCGAAGGCGUUCUGCUUCUUCUGCAUCAUCUGUCUCGACAAUAUCUACAAACAUUUCACGUUCACCUUCACGAGAAGCUCGACGUGCACCGGAUGCAUACAGUUCAAGGCCUGUAAGACGGUCACAUUCACCAUCCCGACCAACGUCCAGUCGCUAUAAGCGUAGAACCCCAAGCUUGUCGCCAUCGCCACCACCUCAACAAGAUAUACGGGACUCGGGAAAGAAGCGGAGAAGAGACUCUUUCUCUUCCGUAGACUCAUAUAGUUCUAGAGAUGAACAAGAGAUGAGAAAUUCAAGAGAAAGAGCAAACAGUCGAAGUACCAGAAAGAAGUUCAACGAUCGAAGCCCUAAUGCGCGUGGGAGAAGAACUGAAAGUCGAAGCCCAUAUAGAGGCAGAAGAGGGCUUUCAAAUGAUAGAAGACGAAUUGAUGAGCCUCAGAUCAAGCAAGAGCGUAGGGAGUCGUUCGCGUCCGCUGAACCCCAUGCCCCACCUCCAAAAAGAGAGAGGAGUAUGAGCCCUUUUAGUAAGAGAUUGGAACUCACACAGGCAAUGAAUACGGGCCGAUGA